Molecule: messenger RNA, 423 nt
Organism: Fusarium pseudograminearum CS3096
Lineage: Eukaryota; Fungi; Ascomycota; Sordariomycetes; Hypocreales; Nectriaceae
Exons: 2
Coding region: 1-423 (140 amino acids)
Source: RefSeq, a predicted model, not a curated record
AUGGCCGCAAGGGAACUCAUAGUCGUUUUUCUGAAUCACACGAACGAGGAGCUGAACAUCGAGCCUGAAUCCCCAAGUCUAGAUCAUGGCGACUGGAUGGAAACUUCCGAAGCCCGGCCGCCACAAGAGAUACGAGCAGGCGAAAGUGGCAUGCUGCGAUGCAAGUCUAGCCGCAUGUACGGUGCCAUCAACGGAUCUGUUUCUUACCGAGUGGUUGGUGUGGAGAUGAACAACAAGGUGACCAUCUCGUGGAGUAUACCCCAUGUUGGGCCAAACAAAUAUGACUGGUCUUGCCCACAAGAUCUUUUCAAUAUUAAGGUUUUCGGUGGGCGGGGAAAUCAAGCUGUUGCUGUGUUUGUACUUGAACCCGUCAAAGACACGGAUGCAAAGUUGGAUGAUGGUGUGUUUGGUGCCAUACAUUGA